AAUGAAAUGGGAAACCACACUGUGGCCAGCGAAUUCAUCUUGGUAGGAUUUAGGGGAAAGCCAGAGAUGCAAUCACUUCUAUUUGUUCUGUUCUUGAUAAUGUACAUUGUCACAAUGAUGGGUAACAUUGGAAUGAUUCUUGUAAUUAGUGCAGACUCCAAACUUCACACCCCUAUGUAUUUCUUCCUGAAGAACUUAUCUUUCUUGGACAUUUGCUAUUCCUCAGUCAUCACCCCCAAAGCAAUGCUGAGCUUCGCAACUGGGAACAAGGCCAUUUCUUACAACGGGUGUGCAACCCAGAUGUUCUUCUUCUCUCUUUUUGGGACCACUGAGGCUUUCUUUCUGGCUGUGAUGGCAUACGAUCGGUUCAUUGCAGUCUGCAAUCCCCUUCUCUACCAGGUCAUUAUGUCUAAGAAGACCCGUCAUCUCCUAGUAGUCGUAUCAUAUUUCUUUGGCUGUGUCAAUUGCUGCACCCAGACUGGCUUUACAUUCUCAUUGACAUUUUGUGCCCCGACUGAAAUAAAUCACUUCUUUUGUGAUGUCCCUGCUGUCAUGAAGGCCUCCUGUUCAGCCACUUUUAUGAAUGAAAUUGUGCUGCUAGUGGUGUGUGGAUUAAUCAUUGUGACCACAGGGAUCAUUGUGCUGAUAUCUUAUGGUUACAUUGUUGCCACCAUCUUACGCAUCCCUUCGGGCAAAGGAAGACACAAAGCUUUCUCAACUUGUACUUCCCAUCUGAUGGCAGUAAGCUUGUUCUUUGGGACAGUCUUUUUUAUGUAUGCCCAACCUGGAGCCAUUUCCUCUCCUAAUCGGGGGAAAGUAGUGUCAGUCUUUUACACGGUUGUCAUCCCAAUGUUGAAUCCCAUCAUCUACAGCCUAAGAAAUGCGGAGGUGAAAGAGGCAGUAAUCAGACAAUUCAGAAAGACAGUCUUUUCCUAUUGA
Messenger RNA from Euleptes europaea (tarantolino), 939 nucleotides. RefSeq names its product olfactory receptor 12-like. Gene Ontology annotation, biological process: G protein-coupled receptor signaling pathway; sensory perception of smell. NCBI's taxonomy places the organism in Eukaryota, Metazoa, Chordata, Lepidosauria, Squamata, Sphaerodactylidae. The coding region runs from base 7 to 939 and encodes 310 amino acids. Gene Ontology annotation, molecular function: odorant binding; G protein-coupled receptor activity; olfactory receptor activity. Gene Ontology annotation, cellular component: membrane. The transcript has a single exon. The record is from RefSeq and is a predicted model, not a curated record.